Molecule: messenger RNA, 7211 nt
Organism: Gekko japonicus
Lineage: Eukaryota; Metazoa; Chordata; Lepidosauria; Squamata; Gekkonidae
Gene: AHCTF1
Product: AT-hook containing transcription factor 1
Exons: 36
Coding region: 90-7133 (2347 amino acids)
Molecular function (GO): protein binding
Source: RefSeq, a predicted model, not a curated record
AAAACUCCCGCGACGGCUGUGAUUUGCUCUCGCGAGAUCGGGGUCUUCCCUUUCGUUCCCCCCACCCUUUCUGCUGGCUGCCGCGAACAAUGCGAGACCUAACAGCUCAUGUAACCAGCAGCCUGUUGCAGUUUCCAGAAGUGACUACACAAGCUCUUGGAGAAGAUGAGAUAACGCUAGACUCUGUACUUAAUGGGACAUUCACUGGAGGGCGAAAUGGGCUGGCUUGCCUGGCAUGUGGACCUCAACUUGAAGUAGUAAACACAGUCACCGGAGAGCGACUAUCUGCGUAUCGUUUCAGUGGAGUGAAUGAACAGCCACCCACUAUCCUCGCAGUGAAAGAGUUUUCCUGGCAGAAAAGAACUGGUCUGCUAAUUGGCUUGGAAGAAACAGAAGGAAGUGUUCUGUGUUUGUAUGACCUUGGAAUAUCAAGAGUGGUUAAAGCAGUUGUUCUUCCUGGAAGGGUUACUGCAAUAGAACCUAUAAUUAACCAUGGAGGAGCAAGUUUGACAACCCAACACUUACACCAGAGUCUCAGGUGGUUGUUUGGUGUGGCAGCUGUGGUUACAGAUGUUGGACAUGUCCUUCUGAUUGAUCUUUGUCUAGAUGACUUGUCAUGUAGCCAGAAUGAAAUAGAGGCAUCUGACCUAGAAGUUAUCACCGGAAUCCCUCCUGAAAUACCACAAAUAAGGGAGACCAUCACAAGGAAAGGUCGGCAUCUCUGUUUCCAACUACUGAACCCAUCUGGAACUGCUGUGAAAACCCUCUCAUACAUACACAGAAUCAACCAAUUGGUUGUAGGGUGUUCUGAUGGUUACCUCUCACUGUGGAACAUGAAAACCUUGAAGAAAGAGUACCACUCCCAGUUAGAAGGAGGUAGGAUUCCAGUCUAUGCUGUUACUUUUCAGGAACCUGAAAACGAUCCCCGCAACUGUUGUUACUUGUGGGCUAUUCAGUCAACACAAGAAAGUGAAGGGGAUGUUGUCAGCUUACAUUUGCUGCAGUUGGCUUUCAGUGACAGAAGACGUUUGGCAUCUGGGCAAAUCAUGUAUGAGGGUUUGGAAUAUUGUGAAGAAAGGUACAGCCUAGACCUUACGGGGGGUGUUUUCUCUUUGAGAGGACAGACAAGCAACACCAAAUUAAUUGGCUGUCAGACUAUAGAAAAGUUUCGAAGCCAUGUUGACAGAGAAGAUGGCAUUAAUGAAGUCAUAUCACCUGACACAAGUGUCUCAGUCUUCAGCUGGCAGGUGAACACAUAUGGUCAAGGCAAACCAUCUACCUAUUUAGGUAUAUUUGACGUAAAUCGGUGGUACCAUGCUCAGAUGCCAGACUCAUUAAGACCAGGGGAAUUUCUGCAUAAUUGUCCCUAUUUUGCAUUAUGGUCUCUGGAUGCUGUAGUGAGCAUGACCAAUCCACAUCGUAUCUUGGAUGUCCUGGUAAAUGAACGAAGCUUAAGUCGUGGUGUACCUCCAUCAUAUCCUCCACCUGAACAGUUUUUUAACCCAAGCACCUAUAACUUUGAUGCUACUUGUUUGCUGGACUGUGGAGUUGUUCAUGUAACUUGCACAGGAUUCCAAAAGGAUACUUUGCAUUUCUUAAAACAAUCUGGUGGUUCUUUAAAUGAAGCUAUUCCUGACAGUUAUAAUAGAUGUCUUAUAGCUGGCUUGCUUUCACCAAGGUUUGUUGAUGUACAGCCUUCAAGUCUGAGUCAGGAAGAACAGUUGGAAGCUGUGUUAUCAGCAGCUGUCCAAACUAGCUCUUUAGGGCUACUCACAGGCUGCAUCAAGCAGUGGACCUCUGAAGAGCAACCAGAUUCUGCCCCCAACCUGCGCUUUGUUCUUGAAUGGACGUGGAAUAAAGUGAUUAGCACAAAAGAAGAGUUUGUUCGAUUAUGUGUCCCACUGUUUGACGGAUCAUCUAACUUUAUUGAUCCACAAACACUACAAUCUCUGCAGCACUGUGAGUUGCUUCUUAGCAACCUUAACACAGUUUUGAACUGCUUUGUAACAGAGGCACAAGAACUCACAGAAAAAGGUAUCACAGAUUUAACAAAUAAACAGGCUGUAACGAGUCUUCUUUUGCAAUAUGUGCAAGUUGUCAUCUGGUUCUGUCGGUCCAGUCUUCUUCCUGAAGGCUUAGAUGAAGAUAUGCAGUUAUCAAAACCUUUCUACGAUUACCAGAACAUACAGCGCUUCUAUGUCAGCAGUCGUCAGAAAUUAGAGCGCUCAUCAAGAGGUAAAUGGAACCCCGACUGCUUGAUGAUUGAUGGAAUGGUCUCUCAGUUGGGUGACACUGUUGCGAAGCUGUGGCAAAGAGAUGAUGGGGGGACAGGGAACUAUCCUCCUCCUACAUUACAUGCACUCCUCGAUCUCUACUUGUUGGAAAACAUAGAAGAUCUCUACAAACACGCAAUUACAAUUUAUUUACUUUUGGACAUUAUGCAUUCCUGUCCAAACAAAACUGAUACUACAAUGGACUCUUUCCCAACUGCCUUUGCCAUCCCUGUUGGUGUGGUUAACCUAAUUCAAGGUUAUUGGUGCUUGGAUCAUGGUGACUGUGAGAACUCUCUGACCUAUUUGUUUCAUCCAGCUACAAUCAAAUUGUCUUGGCAACACAUGCGGAUAAUUCAGGUCUUCAUGUGCCAAGGAGAGCACAGGCGAGCGCUCAGAUACAUACAGAUGAUGAAGCCAUCAAUGACCAGCAGCAGUGAAGUUGCACUACAUCUUACUGUCUUGCUGUUCAAUAGUUGUAUGGUGGAAGCAUGGAGUGUGUUGCGGCAACAUUCUACCAGAUUAAAUGUAGAAGGAAUGCUUAAACAUGUGUAUGAAGUCUGCCAGGAGCUAGGACUAAUGGAAGACUUGCUGAAAUUGCCAUUCACAGACACAGAACAAGAGUGUCUAGAGAAGUUCUUACAGACAAGUGCUGAUGUUCAUAAUCAUGAGUUCCUUUUAGUUCACCACCUCCAACGCGCCAACUAUGUUCCUGCACUGCAGUUGAACCAGUCAUUGAAGAUGAAUCUUCUGAAUGACCGUGAUCCCCGUUGGAGAGAGAGAUCAGUUGCCAGAAAUUCUAUAUUAGAACAGUAUGGGAAGGUCCUACCUAGGGUGCAAAGGAAGCUGGCCGUUGAGCGGGCCAAACCAUACCAUUUGCCUUCUUCACUUCGUCGGGAAGUUAUAAGACCAAAGCCAUUAUCAACAAUUGCAAAGCAUAUUGCUAAAGGGAAUGUAGUUACAAAAGCAACUUUCAUCAGUAAGGUACUUUCCAAAAUAGGAGAGGUGUGGAUGGGAACUGAACAGAAAAGUAAAUCAAUUCAAAAUGAUACUUCUGAGGAACAGCCGUCCAGACUGGAUGACACUGAGUUGCCUGAUCCAUUUGUAGGAACACCUGUCACUAAAACGUUAAGGAAGUGCUCCAGAUUGCUCGAGUCGGUGGUUCGGCCUGUUGGUGUUUGCUCUCCUCCCCUUGGAAGUAAUUUGCAGGUGUCGCCAAGAGCUUCUUGCAUGCUUUCUAGUCCAUUGCGUUCAAAUCCUCGAUGUUCCGUGCUGCUACAUAAGAACCUCACAAGUGCACCAGAAUUAAGAUUACUGGAAACUCCUGCAGUUGUUAAGAGAGCUAAAGCUUUGACAUCUGCAUCUUCCUCUGGCUUCCCUGGUUUUACUCCACAGUCUAUUUUGAGAUCUAGUCUACGCACUACACCAUUAGCUACUCCAACUGCAUCUCCAGGAAGAUCUAUUACUCCACCUUUACGUGCAAAAGAAACAAAAAUAUCAUUUAUGGAAGAAAACAAAACUUCUAGGGUGACAAUUCGUAAAACAAGACAUAAUGCAGUUUCAUCUGAAAGCAUUCUUGAGGCUCAAAUGGAGGACAUAUGGUCUAAGACUAGAGGAUUGCCCUCCUUUCCAUCAUGCAAUGCUCAGGAAGACCAUGAAGAAACUGACCUGUCUGCAGAGAGCAUACCAGGAGAUAACGUGGACAAAUCAGAACCUUUCAUAGAAACUAGCAAUAUUUUAAUCAAGAUGGACCAAACAACAUUGGAAUAUCGUGCGAAAAAAUUACCAGGUGGUGCUGGAGAUACUAUAGCCUAUCAUUGUGCUGAUUCUUCAUCUGAGGACAUCUUAGACAUACCAGAGUCAGUUGAAAGAGAAGGAAGUGAGGUAGCUGAAAGUGAAUGUUUGCAAAUGGAACCUCGGACACCUACAGAUGUAGAACAAUUGCCUGGAUUUACGGAAGAGGAAGAAAAGGGAUCUGGUGCCCUCCUUGAAGAUGGAGUAUCAGUGACAGAUCACUUAAAUGCUGUCCAAGAUGCUGUAGUCUCUUCUCUUGUGCCAUCUAAUAAAAGUGGAACACUUACUCUGGAAUCCAACAAGACAUCAUUGUUGGAAGACAACAGACUCCUUUCUGAAACAAGUACUGAAGCUUUGGACCCAACAGGAGCAGAUGCGGAAUCUGACAUCAGUAUUCCUGACAGUGAAGAAAUUGCCAGUAUUUAUUCCAAAACGGAGUUUGAAGAAAGAGAAGCAUCAGUACUUGAGGAAAGAACAGAAGAAGCCAUAAAAGAAAAUUUAGUAGGAAAGAACCCACCUACCAAUGUACCUGAAUGCCAAGAAGUAAAUCCUAUUGACGAUGGAGCGCCUGAGGUACAAGUUUUGGAAACUUUUGUGGAGACUCUCCCAAACAGUGAGCUGUGUCCCUCAAACACUGUUCAAUAUCAGUGCAGCGAUGAUGCUGUGGAGCAACAGGUUGCAUGUGAAUUGCUUGAUAAAGAUGCUGGUGAAUAUGGCUUUUCUGAAGAACAAGAACUAUUCCUGCCUCAGGACAACUUUACAUUAAUACUAGAAGGGGAUGAAGAAGCUGAAAUAGGAGAGAUUCCUGCAUUGCAUUCUCUUCCUCUGAAAUCAGCUAGCCCAAAAUCAGAGGGAGAACAUCUAAAUAAUACUGAAAGUAACAACCAAGAACUCAUUACAAAUUCAGUAUCCACAGUAACUAGCGAUCAGAUGUCCCAGAAUACUACCAAGGUAUUGCCUUAUGUACCUGAACCUAUUAAAACGGUUAUUGCUGAAAACCUGUUAGACAUAAUAAAAGACACAAGAAAUAAAGAGUUUUCAUCUGACGUAGUAGAGGAAUCUGUUCACAAAAGCAUAAACAAGAAGUUACUAAAUUCCCUCCAGGAUCCACUACAAAAUAUUCCUGAAACAAAUAAAGAGACGAAAAUAAAUCAGGCAGAACACAUAGUAACAUCUAGUAGAGGCACAACAGGACAGAUGGCUGUAAGUCUAAAUGACUUGUUACCUGAUGAUCAGCUAUUGACAAAGAUGAGUGAACCAGAUGUGCCGGUACUGCCUACAACAAGAAGAAGUGCUAGACGAGGAAAAGAUACUUCUAGCAUUCCUGAAAACCGUUCUGACAGUUCUAAAAGAAAACCCCAAGAACAGCAACCAUCACAUGCUCUUGCUUUUCCAGUUAAAGGUACUGAGAAUACAGAAGGGUGUGAUCUAGAAAUAUCAAAAGAUGUUCAUCCCGUUGCACAAGAGGUUCAGGCAACCAUUACUUCAAGAAGAGGAGUUAGGAAAUCAAAAGCACUUGUAUCAGAAUUUCUUAAGCAUCCAAAUGACCAGCCAACUUCUGCUCUCAAGAGGACUUCUAAAAAUACCGAAAGCUUAGUAGGAGAUCAAGAAGGUAAUCAGUUCUUUAUUGACCAUACAAUACAAAUGACUGUCAAUCCUAGAAGCACAAGAAAGCUGAAAACCAUUGCUUUCAAAUUUGCAGAAAAUGUAAUUUCAGAUCAGAAGGCAGAAGCAGAAGAAAAGAAAGAGAGUGUUACACCAAGAAGAGGACGACCAAGGAAACAUGGUAUACUGGAAGUAUCAGCGCAUACAGAAACACAGUCUGAGAAGUUACAAUUACCAUCCUCAGUUAGAAGGGGCAGAAGUCGAAGUUCCAGUGUCCUGGAAGCAAUUUGUAAAGAGAGCACACAGCCCAGUGAGCCUCAGCUGCCCACUCCAACUAGACAAGGGAGAGCGCAGAGUGCCAGUAGAGCUGAGAAUGUUUCUGGGCAAGAGACUGAGGUCCCUGAGCAGCAGACUGUGCGGCGUAAAAGAGGUAGACCAAGAAAGAAUCCUCUGAAUGUUUCAGCAGAUUCCAAGCCGGUUUUAUCUUUACUGUCACCAUCACCUCCUCCUCAGCUAAAUGUUAAAUCUUUUGUUGCUAGUCGAAGAAGUACUAGAAGUGCAGCACUAAAUAAGUCCAUGAGUGCAACAUCUGUACCCGAGACUGCAUUAGAUACUUCAAAAAGGAGAAGUAGAAGACUUACAUCUGCAAGUGUAGCGAAAACAAAGGUGGAAGAAUCUGUCUCAGAAGAACCUUCUGAUGCAGUGGCUUCGGCAAGGAGGUCUGCAAAGAGGCAGUCAAAAAUGACAGCAAUCAAAAAGUACAAAGUUCCAUCACACGCUGAAGAAAGUGCAGAGGUGAAACCCUUGCCACAAGCCACUGAUAACGUUGAGGAACUGCAAUCCAUGGGUGUGACCGAACUAAGGCUUGGUGAAAUGCAGAAAACUGUGGCACGUCAUGGCUCUCAUGUUAAAAGGACCAGAUACAGCAAAAAGAGUAUGAAACAGAGCCUCUCCCUUGAUAGAGACGAGGCAUUCUUUUUUUCUCCCCCUCUUACAAAACUCACGGAGGACCCUAAAGGUGAAAAAGCAGUGACUCCAGUACAGCUCAAAGAUUUAGAUGCAGAUUUGGCCUCUCGGUUCGUGUUCUCGCCUCCUGUUCUGAGGUCCAGGAAAAAACAGGUGUCCAGUAUUUCAAGGAUUGUGGAAGAGCUGGAGUUGCCAGUUAAAGAAGAAGACGAUGCCAUCUCAAUAGAAACUUUGGAAAAGCAGAAAGUAAAAAGAAGUGGAACUAAAAGAUCAAAAGCAAUCAAAAAAACCAAACUCUUAGGUAAAGAUGGUAGUUGGUCACCACCACCGAUGGAGAUUAAGUUUAUUUCUCCUUUUGGCACCCCAGUGGAUGGAGCAAAAAGUAAACAGAAAGACUCUGUGGAUAAAGCAGAAAAGCCUAUUAAAAAGACUGUUUCCAGAAACGAGAAGAGACUGUCUAGCUAUCCAAAGCCAGUUGUCCGGAAGAAGAUGCUAUAACUAUUUUUUAAAAUUUGUAACGCACGCCAAUGUUUGUAAAGUCAUCACAAUUGUGGGAAUAUUAAGAAAGAAUCAUUA